This is a messenger RNA of Vitis vinifera (wine grape), 4132 nucleotides long. Its product is annotated as disease resistance protein RPV1. Gene Ontology annotation, biological process: signal transduction; defense response. Gene Ontology annotation, molecular function: ADP binding. The record is from RefSeq and is a predicted model, not a curated record. Bases 380 to 1942 code for a protein of 520 amino acids. NCBI's taxonomy places the organism in Eukaryota, Viridiplantae, Streptophyta, Magnoliopsida, Vitales, Vitaceae. The transcript has 5 exons.
UAAACGCUCUUUCCUCCUCACCCCUUCUUUUAGCAGAGGGAGGAUUUUCUUGCUUGUAUCAUAAGCGACUUCUUUGCCUUGAAUUAUUUCAAGUUUUGUCGGGAGACUUGGCUUCAAUUACAUUAACUUGCCACAGUGUUUAGUUAUUAUCAUUGAUCAUUCUCUUUUCCAGAUUUCGCAGCUGUAUUCUUCAAUUAUAGCUAUUUUCAGAUUUUUGAUUCUCUUUGAUAAUACAAAGAGCUAACAUUUUGUCUGAAUGUCUUUGGUUUUGUUCAUGAAGUUUUUGGAUUAUAUAAACCAAUUGUGAAACUCUCUUUCCUACAGGAUAAUUCAAACUUGAGAACUCAUAUCUCAAGCCUCAUCUCUCUACUGCUCGGUAAUGGCUUCUGCAGCUCCUUCUUCUCAAAGGCGCUAUGAUGUCUUCCUCAGCUUCAGAGGAGAAGACACCCGCAAUAACUUCACUGCCCAUCUCUAUCACGCCUUGUGCCAGAAAGGAAUCAACACUUUCAUUGAUGAUGACAAGCUUGAGAGAGGCCAAGUCAUAUCUCCUGCCCUGGUUGCAGCUAUCGAAAACUCCAUGUCUUCGAUAGUUGUUUUGUCGGAAAAUUAUGCAUCCUCUAGAUGGCGUUUGCAGGAAUUGGUGAAGAUAGUAGAGUGCAUGAAAAGCGGAAGACAGAGGGUUCUCCCAAUUUUCUACCAUGUGGAUCCCUCGGAUGUGAGAAGACACAGGGGUAUAUUUGGGAAAGCAUUGGCUAAACAUGAAGAGAACUCAGAGAACAUGGAGAGUGUGCAGACUUGGAAGGAUGCUCUCACUCAAGUUGCAAAUUUAUCUGGUUGGGAUUCAAGAAAUAAGAAUGAGCCUCUACUAAUCAAGGAAAUCGUUACAGAUGUUUUGAAUAAGUUGUUAAGUACAUCCAUUAGUGAUACCGAAAAUCUGGUUGGAAUAGAUGCUUGCAUGCAAGAAAUAGAAAUGCAAUUAUGUUUGGAGUCUGGCGAUUUUCUAAUGGUAGGAAUUUGGGGCAUGGGCGGAAUAGGGAAAACAACCCUUGCUAAAGCUAUUUACAGAAAAAUCUCUAGUCAAUUUGAAGCAUGCUGUUUUUUUGAAAAUGUUGGGGAGGAUUUGGCAAAGGAGGGUUUAAUAAGAUUACAACAAAAGUUUCCUUCUCAGUUAUUGGAAGAACCAAAUCUAAAUAUGAAGGUACUCACAUCUAUAAAGAGAAGACUCCACUUGAAAAAGGUUCUUAUUGUUCUUGAUAAUGUAAAUGAUCCAAUAAUAUUGAAAUGCUUGGUUGGAAACCAAGAUUGGUUUGGUCAAGGAAGUAGAAUUAUUAUAACCACUAGGGAUCAACGUUUGUUAAUUUCACAUGGAGUACUCAAUUAUUAUGAGGCUCAAAGAUUUAAUUACGACGAAGCUUCGGAGUUCCUUGCACCCUAUUCAUUAAAACAUAAAAUUCCUUGUGAUGAUUUCAUGGAGCUUUCAAAAGAAGUAAUAGGUUAUGCUCAAGGUGUCCCAUUGGCUCUAGAAGUUUUAGGUUCCUUCUUAUUUAGCAUGACCAAAGAAGAAUGGAGAAAUCAAUUAGACAAACUGAAAAGUACUCCUAAUAUGAAAAUUCAAGAAGUACUUAAAGUAAGUUAUGAUGGGCUAGAUGAUAAGGAGAAGAAUAUAUUUCUAGACAUUGCAUGUUUCUUUAAAGGAGAGGAUAAAGAUUAUGUAAUGGAAAUACUAGAUGGUUGCGGCUUCUUCUCACUUAGUGGAAUACGAGCUCUCAUUGAUAAGUCCCUCAUAACUAUUUCUUCAAAUGAGUUGAUGAUGCAUGACUUAAUACAAGAAAUGGGUAGGGAAAUUGUUCGUCAACAAUCCCUUGAAGAGCCUGGUAAACGUAGCAGAUUAUGGUUCCAUGAAGAUAUCUAUGAUGUAUUGAAAAAAAAAUACGGCAAAUGAAAAAAUUGAAGGCAUAUUCCUCAACUUGUCUCAUUUGGAAGAGAUGCUUGACUUUACCACUCAAGCUUUUUUAAGGAUGAAUAAACUUAGAUUACUCAAAGUCUAUAAAUCUAAUGAUAUUUCACGAAACUUCAAAGAUACCUUCAACAAGGAGAAUUGUAAAGUGAACUUUUCCAAAGACUUCAGAUUUUGUUACCGUGGUUUGAGGUGCCUAUAUUUGUAUGGAUACUCUUUCAAAUCAUUGCCCAAUGACUUCAAUCCAAAGAAUCUUGUUGAGCUUAGCAUGCCUUCUAGUCACAUUAAACAACUUUGGAAAGGGGUCAAGGUUCUUGAAAAGUUAAAAUUCAUGGAUCUCAGUUACUCCAGGUACUUGAUAGAAACUCCAAAUUUAUCAGGAGUCACCAACCUCAAACGGUUAGUUUUGGAAGAUUGUGUGUCUUUAUGUAAGGUACACUCAUCACUUGGAGAUUUGAAGAAUCUCAAUUUCUUGAAUUUGAAAAACUGCAAAACACUUAAGAGUCUUCCAAGUAGCACAAGUAAUUUGAAAUCACUUGAAAUAUGUAUUCUUUCGGGUUGCUCAAAAUUUGAAGAAUUUCCUGAGAACUUUGGCAACUUAGAAAUGUUGAGGGAAUUUUAUGCGGAUGAAAUUGCUAUUGGAGUACUUCCCUCCUCUUUUUCUUUCUUAAGAAACCUUAAAAUAUUAUCGUUUAAGGGAUAUAAAGGACCACCAUCUACCUUAUGGUUGUUGCCAAGAAGUUCAAAUUCCAUUGGUUCCAUAUUGCAACCUUUGUCAGGUUUAUGCUCUUUAAUAAACCUAGACCUAAGUGACUGCAAUUUAUCGGAUGAAACAAACCUUGGCAGUCUUGGCUUGUUAUCAUCGUUGAAAGAGUUAUAUUUAUGUGGGAACGACUUUGUUACUUUGCCUUCAACCAUCAGUCGACUUUCUAACCUAGAAUGGCUGGAGUUGGAAAAUUGUAAAAGACUGCAAGUACUUUCAGAACUUCCAUCAAGUGUAUAUCAUGUGGAUGCAAAAAAUUGCACAUCAUUGAAAGACAUCUCAUUUCAAGUACUUAAGCCACUAUUUCCACCUAUCAUGAAAAUGGACCCUGUCAUGGUGAGUUCUCUCUAUAUCCCAUAUGACAUUGCUUUAAUUAUUUUUAUUAUUUUUAAAAAAGAGGUCUUGCAAUGAAGUUCAUAUCAUAUAUUUUUAGUAAUAAAUGUUGAGUGAAGGAAAACAACAAUAUCUAUCUUUCAACAUCCUAAUCAUUUUCAUUCUACAGGGUGUACUCUUCCCGGCAUUAAAAGUAUUUAUUCCUGGGAGUAGAAUACCAGAUUGGAUAAGUUAUCAGAGCUCAGGGAGUGAAGUAAAAGCAAAGCUACCUCCAAAUUGGUUUAAUUCCAACCUCCUGGGUUUUGCUAUGAGUUUUGUCAUUUUUCCCCAAGUCUCUGAGGCCUUUUUUUCUGCGGAUGUCUUAUUUGACGAUUGUUCCUCCUUUAAGAUCAUUACUUGUAGCCUUUACUAUGAUAGAAAGUUGGAGUCGGAUCACGUGUGCCUGUUUUAUUUACCAUUUCACCAGUUGAUGAGCAAUUACCCUCAAGGGAGUCACAUCAAGGUAUCAUUUGCAGCAUUCUCCAUGGAUGCUGGUAUUGCCAUUAAGAGGUGUGGGGUUGGUCUAGUGUACAGUAAUGAAGAUUUGAGUCACAACAAUCCCUCAAUGAGUCAAUUCAACUCCAUCUUCUCUCCUCCUCUUUCUCCUAAUAAGUCAACUGUUGUCCUUGAAGAAAUCCAUGAGGGGGAACCCAAUGGAAAUGGUUGCUCUAAUGUUGAUGGCUUAGAAGAAGAGAAUUCUGAAUACCAAACUGCUGAUGAGGAGGAACCCAGUACUGCAACUGCCUGCUCAGAGGAUCACUCUGAAUCAGAGAUGCGGCCACAAAAACGCUUCAAAGGCAGGCAUGAUAAGGACAUCCCUUGAUGAUGUGGGAGACCUGGUAUUAUAUGUUGUGAAUUGAAGUCAGAAUUGAAGGAGCACAAGUAGAGGAGAGAAAAGCCUAAUUAGAUUUCAUCCUCUCUCUACUCAAUAUUGAUACAAUUUUCUUUUCAUUAAGAAAUGUACAUCAAACUAAAGGAGUCAAGAGACAGAAACCAAGUUUUCACUAAUUUAUUCUUCUCUGCAAAGAAUUUUUCUUCAA